Odontomachus brunneus is the source of this 968-nucleotide messenger RNA. Its product is annotated as dynein light chain 1, axonemal-like. Gene Ontology annotation, cellular component: cytoplasm. Bases 321 to 914 code for a protein of 197 amino acids. The transcript is spliced from 3 exons. Gene Ontology annotation, molecular function: protein kinase binding. Lineage: Eukaryota; Metazoa; Arthropoda; Insecta; Hymenoptera; Formicidae. The record is from RefSeq and is a predicted model, not a curated record.
UCCCUAGUAUCGCGGUAAAUCCAUUCAAUAACUUUUUUAUUCUAAACUAGUUAAAAAAUUUGGAAGUAUAAAAACUUCAGGAACAUCUUUGUGUAGUUUUCAUUCAGUAUGCGCGGCAAAAUUUAAAAAUAUCAAACUUCAUGCGUGACUACAUUGAACAUCGAGUCUUGCAUCUUGUCGCCUAUUUGAUCAAUUUUCUAAUUGCUGAGAUAUGUAUAUAAAUUAUUUACAGCGAAUUGUUAAUGCAAGUUAAUUUAUCAUUAAAGCAAGAACUUUCGUAAUCAUUUGAUAAAACUUGACAUUACUCGCACAAACUCUCUAUGGCUAAAGCGACGACGUGCAGAGAGGCUAUUCAAAGAUGGGAGGAAAGAACGGGACUCGUGGCGAGUGAACAAAAAGAGAUAAUUUUAUCAUUUCAAUGGCCUCCAAUCGAGAAAAUGGACAGCAGCUUGGCGACAUUGACUAACGUCGAAAAACUGUCCUUGUCGACGAAUAUGAUCGAGAAGAUAAGCGGUAUCAACACACUAAAGUAUUUAAAGAUCUUGUCGCUCAGCCGAAACAACAUUAAAACGUUCUCAGGAUUGGAGGCAAUCGGAGACCACUUGGAAGAAUUGUGGAUAUCUUACAACUUAAUUGAGAAGAUCAAAGGCGUCAUUGCACUCAAAGCACUCAAAGUUCUGUACAUGGGCAACAAUCUAGUAAAAGACUGGGCGGAAUUUAAUCGUUUGCAGGAGAUACCUAAUCUCCAAGAGCUGUUAUUCAUCAACAAUCCUAUAUGCGAAAAUAUGGACGUGGAAUCCUGGCGUAUGCAAGUUAUAAGACGGUUACCCAGCCUGAAGAAACUCGACGCGAUACCGAUCGUGCACACCACGUACAAUACAUACAUCAGAUAUUUCAUCGAAUCACACUUCUAAAAUUCUUACAUAAAGAGUGGUCACACAGAAGUGUAUAAAGUUUUAUGACCUAUA